UUCACAAGGUUAAUUGCUGGAUUUUAUAACGUCGAGACAAAACAUCCUUUCCAAAAACAUCCAUUCCUAAGCAUGAUUUAUACCUGUUCAGUUAUUUUUUUUUAUCUUAUCUCAUUGACCAGUCGAAUAGCUUUAUGUAUCAUAUUAUCAACAGCUGAUGUCACUUGUACCCAUAUUGGGCCUAGGUUUUCACCGUUUUGGCCGCACGCUGACGAAGCUAACCUAGAUUAGUAGCCGCUGUUCGGGUAGUGAGCUAGCGUUCCUCCUUCAACGAGACCUCUCGGAGGGAUCGAAGGCCAAAUUCGUGAAAACGUCGGAAAACGAGCUAACGACGAAACCGCUGAACUGUCGAAUUUUUCCAUAGCGACCCACAUAAAAUUCAUCGUCAAUGACGUUUAUUCCUUUACUUCACCUUUAGCUGGCUUCCUUUUUGCUGUAUAAAAGUAAUUUAUCAGUCGGCGGAGAACAAAGAAAUCAGAAAGCGAUAGAAAAUGAGCUCGCCAUUUUCUGCUGCUUUUUGGCGAAAUAGCCUUAGUAGUUAUCAAAAUCUAGAUGACGCUCCGCCUAAAAGAGUGUGGCGUCUUGGCAGUAUCGACGAAGAAACAGACGAGCACGUCUUGUUAGAGAGGGACAGCGAGAGCUUCCGCAAUUUCGCGUCUCCCAAAGAAAUCGUCAGCCAUAGCUGGAGAAAUCGCCUGGCGGAAAGGCUCCCUUUGUGGAAUCUUCGACAACCCUCAUCCUCUCGUCGUCUUCCUUGUUGCAAGUCUGGUCUGGGUCUUAUACUCACCACAGCAUCUGGCGUCCUGUUUGCGAUAGCAUCGCUUUUUGUGAAGCUUUCCAACACGUCGAUCCCAGCGUUUGAAAUCGUCUUCUUCCGCCUUGUGAUCCAAACCGUUCUUGUUGUUCCUGGUGCCAUCUGGGCGCGGGCAGACUUGUUGGGCGAGAGGGAACACAGACCAUUCCUCGUAUGCUUCGGCGCAGUGAAUUUUGCUUCUGUCUCUUGCAUUUACGGAUCGUUCACCAAGCUACCGUUAGGAGACGCAACUGUUUGUAUAUCGACAACCCCAAUUUUCACCGCUCUGGUUGCCUACGUUUUCCUAAAAGAAUCUUGGCAUAUUUUUGACGCAAUAGCGACCUUUGUAUGUCUGGGUGGAGUGGUCCUUCUAACGAAACCAACAUUUCUCUUCGGCUCUUCAGCAAAUCUAUCAAGCCACGUGACCGAGUCGUCCCGUCUGAUUGGUUAUGCUGUGGCACUGUCCGGAGCUGUCGUCCAAUCAUUGACGUUCGUUAUGGUCCGUAAAGUUGGUGGUUCUGUGAGCUUCUACACCAAUGUCUUCUACUUUGGCUGGUGCAGUGCACUCCUAUCUGGUUUGACCAUGUUUGUUUUUCAAAACCCUGUUAUUCCGGAUUGCGGGACGACAAGGUGGUUCCUUAUUGGAGUAGCUCUCUGUGGAGUAUUCGGAAGUUUCUGCUUGAACCGGGGUCUUCAGUUGGAGAAAGCAGCCCCGGCAGCGCUGAUGAGGAAUGUAGACAUCCUGUUGGCCUUUUUAUUUGACUACGCUAUCUUUGGACAUAAGCCAAACCUCCUUACUUUGCUUGGGGGUCUGCUUGUGGUGUUGUCAACCGGCGGAGUGGCCCUGGGCAAGUGGUGGAGGUCACGUGAUAAUUUAUGAUUAUGUACUUCUGAGUGAUCAAGGCUUUAUCUCGGUUUUUUUAAAGCUUUUUUUCUGAAACUUUUUAAGUAUUUCUCCCAAAUUAACUUAUUAUGGCUCCCCUCUUGUUGACGGUAACCACAGAUAGGGGCCUGAAAAGAAUCGAAAAAUCUCGACGGUAGAAAGGAAAGAUUUUAAAGCUUUUCAAUCCUCUAUCUUUUUUUAAUUUUGAAAUAACAUGACAAACACACAAUCUGUUUGAAAGUUUUGAAAGAUUUUGUUUACAGAGUGAGGACACGCGAGUAAAAAAAAUAUAUUCAAAUAAGCAAACGAAAAUAGCAACGCAUAUUUUGUAACACUUUUUUAUUAAUUUUUUAAAUUUUUUUUUAUCUUUUUACCGUUCACCUUUUAACUUCUUUGCUCAUGAGUAAAAUCCAUGUAAUUUUAAUACUAAUAAACUGAAUACUAUUUUCA
Messenger RNA from Pocillopora damicornis (cauliflower coral), 2126 nucleotides. Its product is annotated as solute carrier family 35 member G1. NCBI's taxonomy places the organism in Eukaryota, Metazoa, Cnidaria, Anthozoa, Scleractinia, Pocilloporidae. The record is from RefSeq and is a predicted model, not a curated record. Gene Ontology annotation, cellular component: membrane.